This is a messenger RNA of Pleurotus ostreatus (oyster mushroom), 3369 nucleotides long. RefSeq lists its product as uncharacterized. Lineage: Eukaryota; Fungi; Basidiomycota; Agaricomycetes; Agaricales; Pleurotaceae. Bases 1 to 3369 code for a protein of 1122 amino acids. The transcript has 14 exons. The record is from RefSeq and is a predicted model, not a curated record.
AUGGACGCCCACGACGAUGACCAGGACAGCACACGACCAAGGCUAGCCAGAUCCCUGUCUUUUCCAGACACGCCUCAAAUCGAGCUAGCUAUAGCAGGCUCGGUGGCAGACACAAGAAAGCCUCGUGCUAUCGAUCCAAACGUGGCAGCGGAGGCGUCGUCUGUCCCCCCUCGUCCCCCUCGAAAUCCUGCCAGGUCACCUCACAACCGAAGGUCAACUUCCUCCAAGAAGCGUCCAUCAACAGCCACAGGCACACGCGAGGAGGUUACCCCAUGGGAGUUGUUCCCCCCACCUGAUAUUGGCGAGCCUGCUGUCUUGUUGAAGCCAUGGCCAGAUUAUACCCCGCCUGGUCGACAAGAACCGAAGAGCGCAGCAUCUACAGCAUCUCAAUCCCAUUCUUUUGCAAACUUCAUCUUGAGACGGCGAAAAAGUUCGGGGAACAAGUCUGCUUCGCGAAACAAGAAUCGGUCCAAUACUAUUCCUCAGCUCGCGUCGGAUGGAGGACUCGCAGAAGCAGGCGCUGGUUCCACCAUACAGGCAAUGCCAUCAGCCCCUCGAUCGACAUUGGGUUAUCAAAAUACUGGUUCUGGCUCAUCCGCUCCUGCCAACGCCCAACCUCUACGAUCGGAAGGUCCACCCCCUAUGCCAUACCUCACUUCCAUGUCCCCGUUUCUGUACGGAGUACCACACUCAUCCUCGCCGUCCAACAUCUCGAUGGCAGCGAAGAGUUCCUCCGACAUCGCCACCAUUCGUGCCCAACAACCCACGAAGCAAAACAAAUUCUCCACCGCCGACCGUACUAUCCUUCAAGAACUCAAAAGGAACAUUGAUGCCAAGGAAGCUCAAUUCCUCGUCAAGUUCAAUCCACGUUCAGGUUCAGGUGCUUCUGGGAUCGCUGGUAGAGGAAGGCAUCAUCCCUUUGAUAAAGAACAAGUACCCUACCCCAGAAAUUACGAUCAGGAAGUUCUCGACUUCGAUGUUUGGGAAACGGUCUUCUGCCAGCAAAUGUGUGGCAGCGUCACUUGGCACGUCUUUGACACCCCGCCUACCAGAGUUUUGGACUUGGGUUGUGGCACAGGAUCCUGGAUUCUAGAUGCUGCUCGGAAGUGGAGGAAUUGUCACUUCGUUGGCCUGGACGUUGUGCCUUUGCACCCUAAUCUUCAGCAACUUGGUUCCGCUGAUCUCGCAGGGCGAAUAACGUGGAUCCAAGCGAACUUCUUGGAAGGUUUGCCGUUCUCUGACGAAGAGUUCGAUUAUGUCCAUAUUAAACGCAUUGCCCGAGGUGUACCCGAAGACAAAUGGGAUCCCUUACUGGAGGAAAUUACUCGGGUAAUGAAACCAGGCGCGGCUUUCGAGAUGAUGGAGGAAGAUCUCUUCUUUCCCGGAAAACCAAAUGAAAACAUGUCACCGGAUGGAGAAAAUGAUGAGCUAGGCCCCCGUUCGCGCGCCAACACGAUACUCUCGUGGCAGGCAUCUGACGUAGCCGAGAAUGGUGACGAAGACGGUCUUCAGGACGAUGAUGCGUCCUCCCAAUACACAGGCUCUGGUUCUGCCUCAGUUUCACACGACGAUACGAGUUUAGAUGCUCUGUCCACGCCGCGGACAAGCACGGUGGCCCUUCCUGCUCACCAUGGGGUAGAUACCCUACCCGACCAAUUGGUAGCUACCGACGAUGUACCACCUCUACCGGUGGCAGCAUCUAAGCUAGUGACCCAAGGCCGAAAGUCCCUCCCACAGCUGCAAGUGCGAACUGACAAUGUCGUUCCCACCGGUGCGAUUCAGUACUUCCCCACUCGGCCGCGAUCUCAACAUUUUACGGACUCUGCAAUCUCCCUCCGAAAUACAAACUCUACAGCAUCCCUCAUUCAAUCGCCGGUGCGAACCAAACCGUCAUCCCAACAUCCCCGCAGCCCUCCCAUCUCUCCGAUUAGCCAUUCGUCCGCGAGAUCUCCGGAUCGCGACUCUUUGUACCAUCCAUUCCUCCUACGAACACUCCCCAAACCUCCCGCCAAUCCUCGUGACCAUAGUCUCCUUGAGUUAAUUUACAAUGAGAUGCAUGCGGCGAGGUUCAUCAAUCUCUCCCCGUUAUCACUCUUGGCGAAUUACCUUAGCCUGCAUUUCAAAGAUGUGCGAACCCACCCGCAACUACAGUGGGCCUUUCCCCCGACCCGAGCUAAGCGAGGACGACCGCUUGCCAGAUCUGUAGCGUACGACGACUCUGACCCAGAUGACGACGGUCUAGUGAAGAAGCCAACACAGAUUGCAGGAAACCCUCCCAUGAUCGCCACCACCACGCAGAGACGUAGAGCAGCCACCGUGGGCAGCCAACCGUUUUCAAACUCUGGCUUCCAUGAGGAUCCUUCAGACCCUACUGGUCGCGUAACUGUCCAAAGCUUGGUGAAUGCCGAAUCAAAGUAUAUCUCCCUGGAUGAGACUCAGCGAUCCGCCUACUCCCCAUCCUCAAAAUCAAAGUUUUCAUCCCCAUCGCGAGAUAGCCGGCGCGACCCCUCUUCGGCAGGUACUCGAGCUGCUGCCAUGUUUUCUUCAAUGCAUCACUCUCGGCUGCCAAACAAAACGUUGAACCUGGAUCUCAGGUCAUUAAAUCUUCAUCUGGCGAUACGGACGAGCGAAGUGCUCGCAUGUGCAGAAGCGAUGUGGGAAUGGGUCCUUGAAUAUCAAUCUCAAGACAAGAAGCCUCAGUUAUUGUCUGGUUCGCCGAAGUCGGUGGACGUAGCAGCACUAACCGAUCUCGCCCGGGAAGAUUUUGAUUAUCUACUCUCGAGGUUUGAUAUGGAUAUGAGAGACCAGAUUUCCCUCAGCGGAACCAUGGAAGAUCAAUACGGCUGGACUACUUUGCCUGUCACUCCCACAUCGGAACGGAAGGCCUUUGAUGGGGCUUGGGAUAAAUGGUGUCAAUGGGAGAAGCAACAAAACCCGUCUCAUCCCGUUUACGCUGGCGGUGCUACGGGGCGCUAUAGCGAUUCCAACAUGUCGCGCAGCACGGGUGCUCCGUCAACGAGGCAAAACGGCAGCAUCAUGACACGGAGGGAUAGCCAAUCCCGGGAUGACAGUGGAGCAUCGGUUCGAAGAAGUGGUAGCCUCACUCAAAGCGCGGCCGGCGGCCAUCGAGAAACCACCCAUGGGGACAAGCGAAGGUUCAGUCAUUACGAUGAUGGCCUGGGCGGCUUGAAGCGCAGUGGGAGCUUUGUGAGGGACAACCAAAGCGACACUACGAAAUCAACGCAGCGCACUCUGGAUGAUGCCCGCUCCCGCACGUCUAGUGUCCAUCAGCGCCCGGUCCAUCAUCUACCGCCGCCUGAAGGCCGCCUUUCAAGGGUCACACGUGUCUUCGUAGCUUGGAAGCCGUAA